GCUGUGUCUAGGGCGGGCGGGGGACCGGUAUAAAGCAGCAGGCGCCUGUACCGCUCCACCUCACACGCAGUGCCCGCUGGAGUCUGUUCUGCCCCCUCCCCACUCAGUUCAACGCCACCAUGACAUCAGGCAUCCAGUCCUCCUUCCUCCUGCUGCUGCUACUAUUAGUGCUUCCAGUUCUUACAAGUUCUGGCCCCCAAAGCAGACAAAUAGAGACUUCUACUGGCCAAAGCCAUCCGUCAUCCAGCUUCACUGAGAGAAAUACUGGGAGCAUGGCCAGCACUUUACACUCCAUCCACAGUUCUGGUUCAGGCUCAGGCUCUCCAGUCCCCGAUGUCACUUCAGCCCUGGACACCAGACCAGCCUUAGGCUCUACCACCACUUCAGCACCUGAUGUCACCUCAGGCACCACAACCACUCCAGCACCUGAUGUCACUUCAGCCCUGGACACCAGACCAGCCUCAGGCUCCAACACCACCCCAGCGCCUGAUGUCACCUUGAUCCCGGACACUAGACCAGCCUCAAGCUCCACCACCACUCUAGCACCUGAUGUCACCGCAGGCCUGGAAACCAGACCAGCCUCAGGCACCACCACUAUUCCACUAUUCACCUCGGCCCUGGAUACCAGACCAGUCUUAGGCUCAACCACCACCCUAACACCUGAUGUUACCUUGGCCCCGGACACCAGACCAGCCUUAGGCUCCACCAUGAGUCCACCACCUGAUGUCACCUUGGCUCCAGACACCAGACCAGCCUCAGGCUCCACCACCACUCCACCACCUAAUGUCACCUCGUCCCCGGACACCAGACCAGCCUCAGCCUCCACCACCACUCCACCACCUAAUGUCACCUCGGCCCCGGACACCAGACCAGCCUCAGCCUCCACCACCACUCCACCACCUAAUGUCACCUCGGCCCCGGACACCAGACCAGUCUCAGGCUCAACCACCACCCUAACACCUGAUGUCACCUUGGCCCCAGACACCAGACCAGCCUCAGGCUCCACCAUGAGUCCACUGCCUAAUGUCACCUCGUCCCCGGACACCAGACCAGUCUCAGCCUCCACCACCACUCCACCACCUAAUGUCACCUCAGCCCCGGACACCAGAUCAGUCUCAGGCUCAACCACCACCCUAACACCUUAUGUCACCUUGGCCCCAGACACCAGACCAGCCUCAGGCUCCACCAUGAGUCCACUGCCUGAUGUCACCUCAGCCCCGGACACCAGACCAGCCUCAGGCUCCAUCACUACCCUAAUGUCUGAUGUCACCUUGGCCUGGGACACCAGACCAGCUUCAGGCUCCACCAUCACUCUAGUGCCUGAGGUCACCUCAGCCCUGGACACCAGACCAGCCUCAGACUCCACCAUCACCCUAACACCUGAUGUCACCUUGGCUCCAGACACCAGACCAGUGUCAGGCUCCAGUACCACUCUAGCACCUGAAAUCACCUCAGGUCUGGAAACAAGACCAGCCUCAGACACCACCACCUCUCCAGCGCCUGAUGUCACCUCAGCCCCAGACACCAGUCUAGCCUCAGGCUCCACCACUGCUCCAGCACCUGAUGUCACCCCAGCCCUGGAAACCAGACCACCCUCAGGCACCACCACCACUCCAGUGCCCAAUGUCACCUUGGCCUCAGACACUAGACCAGCUUCAGACACCACCACCACUCUAGCCCCUGAUGUCACUUCGGCCCCAACCAGGAGUUCUACAUCAGGUUCAGCUUCUACUCUAGUGCAGAAUGGCAUCUCUGCCAAGGCUACCACAACCCCAGGUGCCAAGGUUACCCCGUCCUCAAUUCCCAGCCACCACUCUGACACUCCCACCUCCCUGGCCAGCCACAGCACCAGAACUAUUGCCAGUAGCACCCACCGCAGCACAGCACCUUCUCCCACCUCCCCCAGUCACACAACUUCUUCCCAGUUGUCUGUUAGGGUCUCUUUCUUCUUUCUAUCUUUUUACAUUAUAAACCUCCAGUUUAAUUCUUCCUUGGAAGAUCCCAGCACCAACUACUACCAAGAGCUGCAGAGAAACAUUUCUGAAUUGUUUUUGCAGAUUUACAAACAAGAGGAUUUUCUGGGCAUCUCUUCUAUCAAUUUCAGGCCUGGAUCUGUGGUGGUAGAAUCGACUCUGGCCUUCAGGGGGAGUACUGUCAGUGUCCAAGAUGUGGAAAUGAAGCUUCUUCAGCAAGAAGAGGAAGCAUCCAGAUAUAACCUGAACAUCACAAGAGUCAGUGUGCAUAAUGUGCUAACUCCUUCCUCUGCUCAGUCUGGGUCUGGAGUACCAGGCUGGGGCAUUGCCCUGCUGGUGCUGGUCUGUGUUCUGGUCACAUUGGCCAUCGUCUAUCUCAUUGCCCUGGCUGUGUGUCAUUGUCGUCGCAAGAAUUAUGGACAGCUGGACAUCUUUCCAACCCGGGAUGCCUACCACCCUAUGAGCGAAUACCCUACCUACCACACCCAUGGGCGCUAUGUGCCUCCUGCCAGUACCAGUCGAAGCCCCUAUGAGGAGGUUUCCUCGGGUAAUGGUGGCAGCAGCCUCUCUUACAUGAACCCAACAGCGGCAGCCACUUCUGCCAACUUGUAGGGGCAUGUCACAUGCUGAGCCAAGCAGCCAACCAGUGCCAGCCUGCCUCCUCAGGUUCUCCACAGCCAGUGCUUUUUGCCCCUCUGCUCUGCCCAUGGUUUCCCCCAGAGGCCCCACUAAGUUCCUUAACCCCUCUCAGCCUGGUGAAAUCCACGCCUGCCCCAGGGGAUAUGCCUGGGGAGUGGUGCAGUUGUGGCUCAGGGGUAGAACGAGCCCAAGGAUGGGCAUAGGAACCUGAAUAUGGCUGAAUAAAGUGUGGCCUCCCUCUG
Molecule: messenger RNA, 2854 nt
Organism: Nycticebus coucang (slow loris)
Lineage: Eukaryota; Metazoa; Chordata; Mammalia; Primates; Lorisidae
Gene: MUC1
Product: mucin 1, cell surface associated
Exons: 7
Coding region: 120-2585 (821 amino acids)
Cellular component (GO): apical plasma membrane
Source: RefSeq, a predicted model, not a curated record